UAAAGGUCUCUGGCGUCGGGGCCGUGAAGACCGCGCGCACGCAAAUUACACAUUGUCCGCUCGCCAUAAUUACCAUCUCUGGCCAUAUGGUUACAACAUACGAAUUGAUAACCUAACAAAUUUAAAAUAAUGUGAAUUGAAUUACAAGUGUUAAAUGUUGGUUUGUUUCUUGUUUGUUUUUGUUUAGAGGGGUGUGAAAAUGCCGCUCGUCCUAAUCGGGAUUAUAGCGGCGGCGGCGCUCGGCCUCUGUGCCGGCGACGUGUCGCACCUGGCACAAACUCAACACGGAGGCGGUUUUAAUGAAGCAGCGCGAGCCAUUAACACGCUUGCAGCUGUUGAACAGCCCAACGAACCAUUUUGGUGGAUGGAUCGAGACAGUCCAUUAGGUCGUGCCACAGCGGACUACCAUCACGGUGCCGCCUCCGCCAAGUCACACUCGCUUGCUGCCAAUCCGUUCCUCAACGGACAAGUGCACGUCUCCGACGUACCAUCGUCACAUGGACCACAGAAACUGGACCUCUCCAAUAAUCCCUUCUUUAACGGUGGUAUAUCUGGUGGCUUGCAUGCUGGCAACGGCGACCUGAUACAUGACGACGGCGGCGGCUUUCUUGGGGUGCAGCCGACGCGCGUUCUCCAAAGCACUAAUACGCAUGUGUCUUCAGGGGCCGACAAAACUGAGUGCCGCGGUGAUGGCUACAUUUGCGUGAGGCGCUCUGAGUGCCGCGACGGCGUCAUCAACAACGACGGUUUUGGGCUGAUCCAGGUGCGCAGUCAGGUGUCCUUGUGCAACGCCAAGACCGAGGUGUGUUGCAGGUACAAGGAUCACGAAUUCGUCACCGGUGGCAAGUCCUCUGUGCACAAAGCGCCAGUACUAGACGUUACAAAUUUGGGCGAGACAGGCGCCGACCUCAACCGACUCGGGGGCAGUAGCGGUAGCAGUACUUCGAAGCCUACGAGAGACGCGCCUUUUGUCGGAAGUACAAUUGACUACAGCAAUACCCACUUUGGUGAUGACGUCAGAUUUGCAUCCACCAUUAGAGGACCUGCAUACCUUCCACCUGUGGAUGCCACCAAGCCUCCAGUUACGCAACCACCAGUGAUUGAACCACCCAGUUGCCGACCUAAUGAAUACCUCGCUGGAGGAAGAUGUGUCCCAAGGCCCACACCACCACCUCCAAUAACUUGUGCAUACGGUGAACAAUUAAUUAAUGGACGGUGUGUACCAAGACCAACCCCUCCCCCACCACCAAGAUGUCUUCCUAAUGAAUACCUGGCAAAUGGACAAUGUGUGGCUAGGCCAACACCACCACCACCACCAAGGUGUAACUUCAACGAACAACUGGUCAAUGGAAGGUGCGUUCCAAAACCAACUCCUCCGCCACCUGUUACACAACCUACAUACUUGCCUCCGUCACCAACCUGCGGUCCAAAUGAGUUCUUCCAAAAUGGACGUUGUGUUUCACGGCCUACACAACCACCACCACCAAUUACUUGCCCUCCAGGUCAACAACUCAUUGGGGGUAGAUGUCAAUGUGCUGGAAACACCAUCUUGCAAAACGGACGCUGUGUAUCACCUCCUCCGCCACCCCCAAGUUGUGCAUACAACGAGCAACUUAUUAAUGGACGUUGUGUGCCCAAAGCAACACCCCCACCACCGCCACCAAGUUGUGCAUACAAUGAGCAAUUAAUUAAUGGACGUUGUGUACCAAGACCUACACCUCCCCCACCGCCACCAAGUUGUGCGUACAACGAACAGCUUGUAAAUGGACGUUGUGUACCCCGACCGACUCCUCCACCACCACCCCCAAGCUGUGGCUACAAUGAGCAAUUAAUUAAUGGACGUUGUGUACCGAAACCAACACCACCACCGCCCCCAAGUUGUGGAUUCAAUGAGCAACUUGUUAAUGGACGUUGUGUACCAAGACCUACACCUCCCCCACCACCACCAAGUUGUGCGUACAACGAACAGCUUAUAAAUGGACGUUGUGUACCCCGACCGACUCCUCCACCACCACCCCCAAGCUGUGGCUACAAUGAGCAAUUAAUUAAUGGACGCUGUGUACCAAAACCAACACCGCCACCACAGCCAAGCUGUGCUUACAAUGAACAACUUAUUAAUGGACGUUGCGUGCCACGUGCGACACCACCACCGCCUACUACUAGUAAACCUACUUAUCUUCCUCCUGCUACCAGUUGUGGGCCAAAUCAGUAUGAGCAAAAUGGACAGUGCUUUACUCGGCCUACGGCUCCACCUCCGCCGCCACCACCAAGGUGUAAUUAUAACGAAGAGCUGGUGAAUGGUAGAUGCAUUCCUAAACCAACACCACGCCCACCACCACCACCCCCACCAAGUUGUGGAUACAAUGAGCAAUUGGUGAAUGGAAGAUGUGUACCUAAACCACCACCACCACCACCACCCCCAAGUUGUAGUUACAACGAACAAUUGGUCAACGGUAGAUGUGUGCCGAAACCUACCCCACCACCACCUACUCCGCGUUGCCAAGGAGGUCAACAGCUUGUCGGCGGCGUGUGCCAAUGCGUUGGUAACACUGUGUAUCAGAAUGGCCGCUGUAUUACGCCAACUGAAGAAACACGCAACCCUUGCACUGGUAGCCAGUUCCUUCAGAACGGACAGUGCGUCUCAUGCCGACCUAACGAGUUUCUACAGAACGGCCGUUGCGUGCCGCGUGCCACACCACCUCCACCCACUACGCCUAGCGCCUAUUUACCACCUGUGACGUGUGGAUAUGAUCAGAUACUGCAGGGAGGAAGGUGUGUGCAGCGUCCAACGACAGCCCCGCCGCUCAUCUGUACAGGUAAUACCUAUCUCCAAAACGGUGUCUGUGUUCCACGCCCCACCACGCCGCCGGUGCGUCCCACAACCGCUCCGGGUUACGUUUACCCCAAACCAACGCCUACCUUCAGUCUCCCGACCAUCGAUGGUGCGGACACAUCCGUAAACAACAUCUACGUGCGAACCUCAACAACUACGGAAAAGGCAGACAAUGUACCCUCUGGUGACAACAAUAACCCUACUAUUAUCCGUCCACGUCCACCUUCUUCUGAUCCAGUGCUGCCCGGAUGUGCCGCCGCACUCAAGUGUGUUCAAGAGAUUUACUGCACAGCUGAAGGAUUUGUCUCGCCUGUGCCGGUAGUAUUCACCAAGGAACAGGAAUUCUCUCGUGUACCUUUAACGGAUUGCGCUGAUCAAGAAGCUGGAAUUGUUGGCAAGUGCUGCCGCGACGCUGACUACAAGGACCCAUGGCCCUCUGCGAAUCUUGUCAAUGGAAUUGAUAAUGGGCAAUAUCGCGAAGAUCCUAGUCUAGGCCAAUACACAGCUGAUGUGCGAAACAAUCGCUUGACUCGCUCAAACGCUGUACAAGAACAGGCACAGGUUUUUCAACCUCAGCAACCACAAUGUGGAACGAGACAUUUUGACGCGCAGCCACGCGGACCUGGAGCUCUCGAUGCAAACUUUGCUGAAAUACCAUGGCAAGCGAUGAUUCUUCGUGACUCCAACCGCAGUUUGCUUUGCGGAGGUGCCAUUAUUAGGAAAAAUGCCGUCAUCACAUCAGCACACUGCGUUGAAGGCUUGGAAGCCAGCGACGUGCUCAUCAAAGGCGGCGAAUGGAAACUUGGAAUUGAUGAGGAACCACUGCCUUUCCAGAUUGUCAAGGUACGCCGAAUUGUCGUGCACCCGCUCUACAAUCGGGAGAGCCUUCAACACGACGUUGCUAUCUUGCAACUGGAAGAAAAACUGCGUUUUACGAAAAAUAUUGGAAGUAUUUGCUUGCCCGCACCUGGUCAGCAACCCACCGGGCGGUGUAUCGUUACUGGUUGGGGCAAAAAAGUUCUUCAGAUUCACCUGAAGGACGCAAUUAUGCGCACAAUCGACGUAGACCUCGUUAAUCAAAACGAAUGCAGCGCUAGUAUGCAGACCAACUUCCCUGAUUUAGUCAACCGCUUGGGUGCGGAAACUUAUUGCGCCGCCUCCAAGGCCGAUCAAUGUAAAGUCGACCAUGGUUCGGCUCUGGCGUGCACCGAUGAUGGCGAACACUAUACACUACAUGGUGUCUUCAGUUGGGAUACCGGCUGCAAGGACGAGCGCCAGUUGGGCGCUUAUGUGCAACCGGACCUCGAAUGGAUCGAGGCUGCGCUGACGCCUAAGGGACGUCGCUAUUAAAGGCGACCGUGCGCCCAGUCUUAGCAUGUACAUAAUUUUAGUCUACGCCCCAACAAAACGAGCAGCGCGCACAACUGCCAUAUCAACUUUCGCUCACACGUAUGAUCGACGACUUCUCAUCAGUCCAGUGUCUUGCUGAGCUUUAUCUAGCAUUAUCUACGUAACAAUUAUUAUCAGAGCGCAAAGCGCACACCUUGUAAAUUGUUUAAACAAAUGUUAUUAAAAUUCUUGUAUUAUUAACGCGCGUCGGUGAUGCGCUUGCGCAACGCCAGCCCGACACUUUGUUGUCAAUUAUUUUUUAAUAAAAAAUGUAUACCAAAAA
Molecule: messenger RNA, 4505 nt
Organism: Dalotia coriaria
Lineage: Eukaryota; Metazoa; Arthropoda; Insecta; Coleoptera; Staphylinidae
Gene: scaf
Product: inactive serine protease scarface
Exons: 7
Coding region: 200-4183 (1327 amino acids)
Biological process (GO): proteolysis
Molecular function (GO): serine-type endopeptidase activity
Source: RefSeq, a predicted model, not a curated record